Exophiala aquamarina CBS 119918 is the source of this 858-nucleotide messenger RNA. RefSeq lists its product as uncharacterized. The record is from RefSeq and is a predicted model, not a curated record. The transcript has a single exon. Lineage: Eukaryota; Fungi; Ascomycota; Eurotiomycetes; Chaetothyriales; Herpotrichiellaceae. Bases 1 to 858 code for a protein of 285 amino acids.
AUGGCCGCUGCAGACUAUUACACUUCAAACACGAGGCCAGCUUAUCAACAACAGAAUUCUGGCCUCCAACCUCCUCUAGGCCCUCAGCGGGCCUCAUCACAACCAACCUUCUCAUUUCAGCCACCUCCGCAGACUGGGACGCCACCUCAUCCACAAUAUCCUCAACCGCAACAUCCACCACCACCAUAUCAACAAAUCUACAGUAACAACGAACCGGAGCCAAGGGUGCAUUUUGCACCAACGCCAUCUCCUCUAGGUCAACAGCGGCCUUCUCCACCACAUCAGUCACGGCCUGAGCCAUAUGCCAUGAAUCAACCAAACUACCAGGCUUCGCCGGCUCAUCAGCUUGCCCCAUAUCAGCAACAAUAUAUUCCACAGAACUAUAAAGACCAGUAUCAGCUUCAGCCUCAGCCUCAGCCUCAGCCUCAGCCUCAGCAUCGACCUUACAUCCCACCAAGGCAUGCAAUAGGGGAAUUGGUAGGGCAAAACGGCUACGUCUCAGAUCCAGAACGACACCGACGAAAACACAGGGAGCGCUCCCGUCGCACAUCCGACAACUCGCGAUCUACCAAGGCCGAUGCGUUCCUAGGCGCAGCUGGCGGAGGCCUAUUAGGCGAUCUCAUCUUUCCAGGCCUUGGGACAGUCGGUGGGGCAUUGGUCGGAUGGGUUGGUGGCAAGGAUUAUGGUAAGCAUAGGAAGUGGCGAGAAGACAAGCGAGACCGAGACCAGGACCGAUGGGAAAGGAAGUAUGGCAGUGAUCGGUCUCGAAGUCACAGUCAGGACCGACGGAGAAGCAGCCAUGAGCGGUCAGAGCGCGAGCGCAGACACAGCCAUGACCACAGGAGGAAUUACGACUAA